AUGCUCCGCGAAACGGGAGGAGCUCCCGACGAUGAUCCUGUUGUUCUUGACAUCCCGUGCUACAGGAGCACCAACAUGCUGGGGAAUGUGUAUGUUUUGCAGUAUCCUGUUAAACCAGCUACGGAAAAUAGAGAUGAAGAGCCAGUUGUCGAUGUGAAAUACAAACCGAGUCAGCAGAAGCUUGCCUUGAAAGUUGCCUUAGAUACAAGGGCAGCAACGUUUGAUAUUCGUCGUGCCGAGCAGCUUGUGCCUCGAGAAGGAAACCCGGACGAAGAAGAAUCUGGAACGAUGAUGACUGAGUGUUCCGUGGAAGGAACUCUUGGUAGCAAGGAUUACAAACGGUAUUCUCUGGGAAUCUUCAAAGACGGUGCCUUGCAUUUCACCCCGAUCGACGGCUUCUUUCAAAUGCGUCCGUCAUUCGCCCACAUGAACCUUUCCGAAAAGCUGGACCCUGACUCAGAAGUAGCCGAACCCGAAGGGGAGCUGGUUAGUGUCAAGUUCGCUCGCCAUCAAACUGAAAGAGCAAAGAAGGCUGAGGAACGUUCAUUCGCUCAUCUUCAUCGGGUUAGCGAGAACGAGCCUUGGAUGCAGCUCGACUACAAUGGACGGAAAUCGGAUGAGGCUAAUUCCUUGCGGAGCGGGUUGAGAGCACAAUUGUUCGAUCCUGUGGAAAACGCGAUGGAAGUGGAGGACAUAAAGGGAGCCCUGCCACCUGUGAUCAAUGUGCGAGUGAAGUGUGCGGAAGAUGAGUUGCUUGAUGGACUCUUUCCGGUUUUGAAUGCGGUGAAUGUGAAAAGUGAAAAAAGCGGUAAAAGUGGUGUCACUGUGCCUCAGCUCUCGUCACAACAACUCAAGUUGAGGCCGUUGUCCGAGAGGAUAGCUGUCGUUGCGUGCCGAGCAAAAAUUAUUCGGUACUCGGAAGCUUGUGAGCUGAUGAAACUGGAGCCGGAAAACGAGAUCAUGCGCGGGCUGAUGGCUUGUUGUUACCUUGUGCAAGGGUGCUGGGUGGUUCGAUCGGAUCAGUUGUACAAAAAUUCCGUGGACGCGAAGCAGCCCGCGGGUGCUGUUCCUGUAGAUAUUCUUGCCCGUGCCCGCGAUUACAUUCUGUUCAAUUUCCACAAAAAUCGUGUUGUGGACAAGGAAAAACUCAAAGCUGUGUUACGACUGCCAUUGUCGAACUUGACUGCGCUCUUCAAGGAGGUCUCUAAGCCGGUUGGCGAUCGGCCGGGCUCUUAUGAAUUCGCCUUUCCCACAGACACCGAUUUUAUUUCCAGGUACGCUGAUGUUGCCGAAAGACAGGCAUUGUUAUGGGAUGCCAAGUUUCAUCAGCUGAUGCGGUUGUUGAAGAGUGACGAAGUAACCCGGAACUCGGAGUCGAGCCCUACGUCGUCGCCUUCGCGGCGUCGGCGACGGCGGACGCGAUCUCAGCGUGACUCCGUCGGCAGUGAUGUCGAAACUUCGGUGGAUACCGUUCGCGCUGUGAAAAUCGGUGCGAGGGCAGUGUCUGUGUGCUCUUCUCUUCGUCAUCCUGGUCAGCCGGAAGCGAAAGAAGUGGACAAGGAGAAGCCGAAGGCGAUGUCGGAAGCUGCACAAUUGCCUCUACGGGAGCCUAUCGUGAAAAAUUUGAUGAUGGGGCGAAUCGAUCCGGAUUUCCUGGGUUAUCCAGAGCUUAGCAAAGCGAAGCUCAAGUUUUUGAAUGAAACAUUUCUUCCCCCGAUACGUGACCUGCUUAGAACUGAAAGUGCGAAAAACCUCGGAAAUGGUAACGACUCCGGCGUUAUGAAUGAAUUCAAGCGACUGGGACUCUUUGGUAUGACCAUACCGAAAGAGUUCGGUGGACUUGAAUGUAGUGCUAUGGAAGUUUGCCGACUAUUGGAGGCUGUCGGCGAACAUCCCAUUUUGGGUUAUAGAUUCAUCGCGCAUUGUGGUUGGGUUGUAAACACCAUUUUGAAGUUCGGCACUGAUGCACAGAAGAGGGAAUAUCUUCCUGCAAUGGCGAAAGGAGAGAAAAUUGGGGCUUGGUGUUUCGGAGAACUUUCGAGUGGCUUUGAUGCGAGAGUUUUCCAGACGAAAGCCAUUCAGAAUGAUUCAGAGGAAGAUUUCAUCAUCAAUGGCGAGAAGCCAAUAGUUUUCAAUGCUACCGACGCAGACUUUUUCAUCGUUUUCGCGAAAACUGAGAGUGAAGAUCAUCUGUACAACAAAAUUUGGGAAACCACUGCCUUCUGUGUUCCGAGGAACACGCCCGGGAUCACUGUUACUCCGUCGAAAAGUGAAGGACUUUCAGGAGCAGCUGUUGGUUCAGUAACAUUUCAGAAUGUUAGGGUGUCGUCCGAUCAAAUUUUGGGAGAGAAAAAUCGAGCGUUUGAGCACGCCACUAUCUCGCUGGCGGAAACACAGUAUUUGAUCGCCGCUUUAUGCGUUGGUCAGAUGAAGAAGAUUUUGAAAGACGUUGUAGACCACUGUGUUCCUCGUGUGUCAAUGCUUGAGCCAUACGUGAAGCACGAUUUAGUCCGAGAACGAAUAGGAAGGAUUUCCAUGAAGACAUUGUUGAGUGAAAGCAUGCUUUAUGCCACCAGUGGAAUGAUAGACUCGGGAGAAUACGACGACUUCAUGUCGGAAUCUGUCGCGACGAAGAUAUUUGCGUCCGAAGCUCUAUUUGAUGUAGCUGUUGAAGCAACGCGGCAGAUGGGAUCGCGGUGUUUCUUUCAGGAAGAAAGCAGUUAUAUAUCUUCCGCAUUUUCCGCAUCGGUGGUUGGCACAUCGAAUGACAUUCUGAGAAUUUUUUUGGCCCUGAGAAGCAUAGAAAAUGCUGCCAAAGAAAUGCAGAUGAUGGUGUCCAUCCAGCGCAAUCCCUACGACAAUCCCCACGUUGUCUUCAAGAAAAGCGCCAUUAGAUUACUCGACGUGCUGCCCGUAAUUGGUAAACGCCGAUCUAAUCGUCUCAAGUAUCACCUACAUGGCCAUCUUCAUCCAGUUUUCACGCCUCACGCGAAUAGCUUGGAGCGUCUCAUUUUACGAUUCCCGAUAUGCGCAGAAAUGGCACUCGUUGACAGUGGGACCUCGAUAGGAGCGCGUCAAGUCGUGCUCAAGACUUUCUCUGAUAUUUCUAUCCAGUUGUACGCUGCGACUUGUGGUCUUGCGAGAGCGUCGCGAUCUCAUUGCAUCGGUCUUAAGCAAUCAAGUGUUGAAAUUGCUAUAGCGUGUCGGGCUGCCGAGGAGAUUUUUGAUGAAGUAGAAGCCAUGUUGAAGCCGUUGGAGGACAGUGCCUUGGGCUCGCCGCAGCACAGGGUUUGUGAUCUAGGAAAGAAGGUGCUGAUGUCGAAGGACUAUUUCUUCGAGCACGCCUUGACCCAUAAUUGGGAUUAAACUCAUCCGCGAAUGUUUUGAUUUUGUUCAAGAGUGGCGAUAAAAGUCGUGUUAGGCGUUUCUUUGUUC
This is a messenger RNA of Notodromas monacha, 3435 nucleotides long. The record is from the annotation of a GenBank genome assembly. Lineage: Eukaryota; Metazoa; Arthropoda; Ostracoda; Podocopida; Cyprididae.